AGAAUCAUUUAUGUUUCUUUCUCUUUAUUUUAAGGUCCGAUGCUUGGGCUAGGUAGACAGCAGAGGUUUAAGUUAAUGCUUCGAAGAUCAGCUGCAGGACUGCUUGCAUUGUGUACUGUUUUGACAAGACAUACUCGUGGCAUUAUGGCAUGGAGGUCGAGUGGAAGUAGCAAUGCAAAUUUGAUUGAUAAUUUACAUGCAAAUGGAAUUAUAAAAUCGGAUAGAGUUGUAAGUGCCAUGAAAGCUGUGGAUAGAAAGAAUUUCGCCAAACAUAACCCAUAUGCAGACUCUCCACAGACCAUUGGUUACCAUGUUACAAUAAGUGCACCUCAUAUGCAUGCACAUGCAUUAGAGCUGUUAUCUGGACACCUGAAAGAAGGUUCAAAAGCUUUAGAUGUUGGUUCUGGAAGUGGUUAUCUCACAGCAUGUAUGGCUCUCAUGGUAGGUCCUCAAGGUAAAGCUGUUGGUAUAGAUCACAUAAAAGAACUUGUAGAUGGGUCAGUAGAUAAUAUCAAAAAGGAUCCAAAUUUGGCAAAGUUGCUGGAGACAGGACAAAUCACUAUGGUAACGGGUGAUGGAAGGAAAGGGUACGAGCCUGAGGCACCAUAUGAUGCUAUACAUGUAGGGGCAGCUGCUCCCACUUUACCUCAAGAUCUAGUUGAUCAGUUGAAACCAGGAGGACGGCUUAUCAUUCCUGUAGGCGGACAGGGCGAAAAUCAACAAUUACAGCAAAUAGAUAAAUUAGCAGACGGUACAAUAAAGAAACAGAACUUAAUGGGCGUGAUAUAUGUUCCAUUGACAAGCAAGGAGAAGCAAUGGCCAAGGUUUCGAUAAAAGUUUCCUACUCUGUCUAUCCCUCUGCAUGGGUUUAUACCAGUUCCAGAGAUGAUUUAUGAAUUUGGAAAACAGAUCAUUUCAAGGACAACAUUUUAUCAUGACCUGGUAUUUAGUGUUUACGAAACCAUUUGCGAAACCAUCAUUCAAGCUUCCGGUGAUGUACGGUAGUAACUUGGAUUGUUUACUGGUUAUUCGUUAAUUGCCUUGAUAUUUGUUCAUGAAAUAUCAGUUAUCAUUUCAAAAUUUCAUACACGCACAUGGGAGCAUUGAAAUCCAGAUUUUACUUUAAAAGGAGAUAAAUAUGAUGAUAUUUAAAUCAGAAAGUUCACACGAAUUUUGAUACAAUAUCGUUUCAAAAAGUGGCUUCAGUGUUUGACACGGCUUCUGUGUUUGACAAUGCACUUAACUUUAUAAACACUAGUGGAGUGAGGGGAUGAAGUGUGUUUUAUUAUCAUUAUUAAUAUUAUAAUUUCCAUUAUUUAUAAAAGGCUUCGUCCAGUAUUCAUGGAAAUGAUUUGUUUCAUCUUUAAAUGAAUUACGAAAGUGUUUUAUUGUAUUCUUUUUAUAGGGCAACAAUGUGUUUACUUCCUUUUUUUACAAAUUGUGCCAUUGAAUGUUGUUGUAGCUUACAUUUGCAACUCUUGAGCAUUUUAAGAGUUAAAAGGUGGCUAAUAACGAGUGAAUAGAUGACUUAAUUUAUUUAGUUAAAUAUUUCUUAGAAGACUAGAAAUAUUUUAAUUCCAGAUGUGAUUGAUAGUCUUAAGAAAACAAUUCUUUUGCAUUUUGAGCAUGCAUAGAAAAUUGGUUAAAGUGAAAUGUUUGAAUGUAAGUAGUAAAUAUAUAAUGGACAGACAGGAGAGACAUAUAGAUUUUGUCUUAUUUGGAAAUAUCACCAUAACUAUAUUUUGUUUAAUUUGAGAACUGGAUAUGAAGGAGCCACUGACAUUUGCCAUAUUUGACAAAUUAUUUGAGUUGUUUCAAAGGAUGUAAUUUUUGGCAUGGUACCACCAUAUUUUUUGAAUUUCUGAAAAAAAAUUAAGUUGUUAUGUUUUAUCAUUUAGAAGCUCUGUGCUUUUAUUUUUAUUGAUUUUUGCAGAUAUGACAUCUAUGCUUUGGCAAUUUUUCCUCAAACCAAUUUGCAUUCAGAAGUGUAUUGUCCUGAUUUUGCGAUGCUGUUGUUUGAAAUGUUUAAAAAAAACAUUUUGGUUCAAGAAACUUUUAUGCAUUAAUAAAAAUGUAGAUGUUUAUCUAUUUAUAUUUCCUGUAUUUAUUAAACCAUUAAAAGAUCAGAUAAUCUGAAUACUUGGUUAUCAUCUUGUAAUACUUUGUUAACUUAUCAAUAGUGCCAACCUGUUGUUUACCAUUGAAUUAACAAUUCAUUUACAAUACCUGUAUUUUUCACUUGUUAUAUGUCGCAUUGCUGGUAUAUCUUCAGUUUCGUUUCUGAAAUUCGUUUUUGAUUUUAUAAUAACUGGUUAUUAUUAUAAUCUUGUUUCAUAAUAUGUUCUAAUCUGCUGAAUAAUAUGUGAUAUUCAAUAGCUUUUAAACAAACCGGUCUUUUCAAGAUCAAUUAUUGUUCAGAAUUGGAAUAUUGUUAUUUAAUUUCUCAUAAAAUGGCAUCAUAAGAGAAAGAGUUAGCUGUUAAUUUAUGAAAAUCUAUCUUGUUAAAUUCAUGAUCCAUAAUCUUUCAAGAUAUUAAUCACUAACCAGAUGUUUUGUUUAAUUCAAACAUAUCAAUGAGUGCUAGUGCUGAUUUGGCAGUGAGAAGUGUCUCUCUUUGUUUUAUUUUCUCAUUUAUAUUGUCUUGCUAUAAGCACACACUUGUGUUGAUUUAUAUUUGACCUUUGUUAUAUAAUGCAAUGAAUUCAA
Messenger RNA from Ruditapes philippinarum (Manila clam), 2706 nucleotides. Its product is annotated as protein-L-isoaspartate(D-aspartate) O-methyltransferase-like. Gene Ontology annotation, biological process: protein modification process. The record is from RefSeq and is a predicted model, not a curated record. Lineage: Eukaryota; Metazoa; Mollusca; Bivalvia; Venerida; Veneridae. The transcript has 6 exons. Gene Ontology annotation, molecular function: protein-L-isoaspartate (D-aspartate) O-methyltransferase activity. Bases 40 to 834 code for a protein of 264 amino acids. Gene Ontology annotation, cellular component: cytoplasm.